CCGUCGAUUCUCCAAGAGAAGUGAGCAUGCGGCGAUGUGUGGUUUUCAGCUCUGGACGGAGGGCAAGGUCAGAAAAACAAACCUUCAACAUCACUAGCGCGGCUGUCCUCCGCCAAGGAGCACUCUCAAACCCCUCAUGCCACAGAGGGCUGUUGUGGAGAAUCCAGGCACUCGGACCCCCGCAACCAUCUUUUAGCCAGAUAGAUGAGAGCGGCAUCCAAAGAAUCCACUAGGUCAUGACCGACCCACCGAUCGAUGGUUCGACCGGAUGCAGACAUGAGGAGGAUCUUCACUGUGCAGCAUGGAUCCCGACUGGGUGGCUCCCUGGGCCACUCAGGAGACAGAGAGGUGGGGCAUGUUCAACAGCUGGUUUGUGACUUCCCCUGGUCCCACAUGGAGAAGCUGGCUUUCCUGUUCCCUUGGAGCCUCCUCCGACCCGAAUCUCCCCACAGAGAAGAAACACUACCAGGAGUGGUACAUCAGCGACACGCCGGACAGGGACCGGUCCUCCCCGGGCAGCGUCGACAGCGGAGGGGCCGAGGGCGGUGGGCGGACGAGGAGGAGGAGAAGCAGGAGCCCCCCGCAGCUGGACUCGUGUAGAGGCUCUGCGGGCAGUCGCCGGUCCUCCGGGAGCAAGGUGGGCUCAGGGCAGCGGGCGUCCGGCGAGAUGAGCGUGGACGGGCCCAGCUCCAGCAGCAACGGUGACGCCCUGGGGAGAGACGACAGGGUCCCCGACGGCCACAGCCCACUGCAGGACACCAUCGCUGUGGUUCAGAUCACGCUGCUGAAAACCACGGGACAGAGUGCAGAUGCUCUCCAUCAGAUCACCGCGGGAGGAAGCCGGGCCUGCCGGGACUCCCACAGCCGCAGUUUGGAUGACGUCCGUCUUGGCCAGUGCCAGGGCCAACUCUCGCCCCCGGGCCCCACCCUGGCCUCCCCCGCCUUCCACAGCUACACCUUCGGCUAUGUCCCAGAGGGCAAAGCGCUGGCCUCCAGCCCUGCCCACCAGCUGGCGGGGGGUGGGACCCAGGGGGACCUGUACAGGAGUAGGUCUGGCCAAUGCAUAUCCCUGAGCCUCCUGGGGGAUGACGGAAUUUGCCGUGUAGGCAGGGAGGUGCUGGGGCCACCUCCUACUCUGUGCUGGCGUCCCUCUCCCUUCUUCCUCUCUGCCCCAUGGGGAUCCCACCAGGGCCCGGACGGACCCUACCCCAUCUCCGGCCCGGUCACCCGCCUCCAGUCACUUUGGUGUGUGACAUGGCCGGCGGGCCAUUCCAGGGAGUUUGGUGGCCGGCAGGUUCAUGUUUGGGUGUCACCUGUCACAUCUGAGUGGGAUGGAAGGACCCCAUUAUCCCAGACGCGCUUGACUGCUGCCUGAGUUUCUGCAUCUUCUGCUGGGAUAACCAGCCGGUUUCCGGCUGCUGAGCUGGAUAUGGGGAAGAAUCCCAGAAAUCCCUUCCAGCUGCACCUUUCGGGAAGGUGGUGUGGUGUGUUGGGGUGAUGAUGCGGGUUGUGGGGGGGCAGAUUGGUGCUCGAUAUUGACCUCUCCCCUGCCUCUCCAUCAAGAACUCUAGGCCCAUCCUGCCUUUUUUGGAGGGGGGUGGAGUUGCCCUUUUUAUGUGACAUGCCCAGUUCUGCCAUUCUGGAACAGGGUGUCAUAGGGUCCCAUUCCUAGCAGUAUAUCUUCAGAAUCUGGGGCUCGGGGGGCCAGCUGAGAUGCCCCCUCGGACCUGAGAGCAGAGUGGUCUCCGGGGAGACACCAGAGUCCCUUCUGGGCAGAGGAAUUGGCUCUACUACCCUCCUUCUUCCAGGCUAUUGACUUCUCCUCCCUCUUGGGACCCAGUGUUCCCUUUCCCAGUUGUUCCUAGGGCUGCCCAGGUAUGGGGUUCCUGGUCUUGAACAUUGCUGGCGGGCCAGUGUGGGGGGAGUACCCCCUUGCUUUCCUCCCCACCCCAGGAUGACGCCCUGGCCCACUAGGGCUGCCGAGAAAGCCAGCAUAGUAUGGGUGGGCUGUGCUCUAGGGGUCUGGUGUUGCAGAGAGGGAUGAGGAGGGAGGCUUCAGUCACCAUCCCCAUGUGAUUCCCAGGACACCUUGGAUGCAGAGGGGGAAGGGAUGGACUCUGUCCUUGUGGACCCCUGCCGCUCCCUGCCCCAAGCAACCGACUUUCUGCUCGCGAGGGUGCCUGAGUCCCACUCUAGAAAGUCUUGGCUCCUGCCCAUAGUUACAAGCCCACACCUCAUCCUCAAUGCCCAGAGACGGGCAGGGGCAACGCUGCCCAGUCCUUUCCCCCUUUGCCCACUCCCUUGGCCAUUUUCUAUGGAAUUAUUUGAGCACCUCCUCCUCCCCCGAGAAGAGCCCACGGACCCCGAGCAGACCACCUUGCUUGCCAAAAUGGCCACCAGCCCCCAGACCACCCUCACAGUCUUCCUGGAUCAGGCCGGUAGGGUGGAGGGGCCAGCUGCCACCCUGAUAUUUGAUCUCCCAUCCCCUUGGGAAAUGGUGGUCCAGGCUGGGGCCUCAGCGGUCCACGGUCUCUCCCUCAACCUCCAGUCGAAAGGUCACGUGCAGAGCCUGAAGCUACUGGUGACAGCUUCGGUCAAACCUUGGCUUUGGCUGAAAGCUAGUGAAAGCCAUCCCUCCCCCAGGCCAGCCGGCUCUCUUAACGGAGUGGUCUCGGGUGCUUGCUUGUGGAAAGGAGGAGAAGGGCUCCGGCCAGGUAAGGCCGUGACACCUGGGACCUUUUAGCUUCUGACAUUUGCCUCGGCCCACGGGGCCGGCGACACCGCGAGUUGUAAGUGCCAUCCGGUUUCCCCAGGCUCCCUUCUCCGGCCACAGACUGAGGAGGAACUGGGCUCUGGUACUGGCAGGCCCAGAGGGGCCUAGGAUGACUGCCCCCCCCACCCCCCACCCCAGAAGACCAACGAGCUGCUUUGGGGCUAAGGUGGGCCCUGGGAUGGCUUGGUGGGGAUUUCAUUCCUAAAAGAGCAGUUGGGAGCAGGAAAAAAUCUUUGCUGCUACCUUUCUUUUGAAGGGUCCCACUUUCAGGGCCGGGGCAAUCCCAGAUGUCUGGUGAAAUGGUCUCUGUGCUGGACACAAAGACUCCAUCUCAUGGACUGUGGGGGUUUGGUUGGGGGUGGGAGGGGUCUUGUGGGGCUGUGUCUCCUCCCCCUCAGGCCAGCACCGGACCCAGUCAGACUGUGCAGCAGGCUUGUCUCUGCCGGACAAGACUGCCGAACUACUCUAUCUUUGCCCGAAUCAACCUCCUCUUCAAGUUGGAAAGUAUAAAGACCGCAUCGCUGUAAAACCAUUAUCAUACCUACCUUUGAAUCUCUGCAGGUUGAUCAGGGGUGUACAUGCUGAAUUUUGUGCCGAGAGGUUCCUCUUUUUCCUAGAACAUAUCGGUUUGGAGGAACAGGCCAACAACAGGCCGCGGGGUUCCCUGGUGUCAUUUCCCCUCUGAAGGACGUUCCUUUCUGUGAAAGGCAAGCUGGGAAAGGAUCUGCGUGCCAAUAAAGAAGCUGCAAACAG
Molecule: messenger RNA, 3526 nt
Organism: Ornithorhynchus anatinus (platypus)
Lineage: Eukaryota; Metazoa; Chordata; Mammalia; Monotremata; Ornithorhynchidae
Exons: 7
Coding region: 302-1375 (357 amino acids)
Source: RefSeq, a predicted model, not a curated record